GGCGGAAGGAGGAAGCGCGGCCGUGAGGAGCGCGGCGCUCGCAGCGCCCGCCGCGCUCUCCCCGCAGGCGCCCGGGGCCGGCAGGCGCGCGGAUGAGCGGCGCCCGGUGGCGGCGGCCCGCGGACAUGGUGCAGCCCGGCGGCGGCGGCAGCGGCGGCCCGGGGCCGGUCGCGGGGUUGGGGCCGGAGCCCGGCGCGGCGGGGGAGGAGGCGGCGCCGGGCCGGGGCCCGCCGGAGCCGGGGAGCCCCGAGGGGCUGCAGCGUCUCUUGGCCGAGAACCGUGACCUCAAGGAGGCGCUGCGGCGCAGCAACGAGGCGCUGCGGCGGCGCUGCGACGACUUCCGGCGCUGGCAGGCGGCACAGCGGGACGAGCGCGACUUCCUGCUGGGCCGCUUCCGGCAGGCCCGGGCCCUGGUGGAGCGCCUGCGCGCCGAGGCCGCCCCCCGGCCCCCCCCGAGCCCCCCCGCCGCCCCCCGCCGCCGGCCCCGGGACCAGGACGGCGGUGACACCGACGCCCCCGACGCCCCCCCGGAGCCGCCCCGCGAGCUGGAGGUGCUGCAGGGCGACGGCAGGCCCCCCGCGGACCUGCUGCAGCAGCGCCUGACGGCGGCGGAGGCCGAGCAGGCGGCGCUGCGGGAGGCGCUGGAGGCGGCGCGGGCGGCGCGGGCGCAGGCGGAGGCCCGGGCGCAGGAGGCGGCGCGGCAGGCGGAGCUGCAGCUGCAGGCGCUGCGGCGGCAGCUGGAGCAGGACAAGGCCUCGGUGAAGGCGCAGGUGACCUCGCUGCUGGGGGAGCUGCAGGAGAGCCAGAGCCGCCUGGAGAGCAGCCGGCGGGAGCGGGGCGAGCUGGAGCACAGGGCGCGGGCGGCCGGGGAGCGGUGCCGGGCGCUGGAGGAGGCGGCGGCCGCCCACAGCCUGCAGCUGGACCAGCUGCGGCUGCAGGUGCAGAACCUGGAGGCCGCCCUGCGCGUGGAGCGUCAGGGGGCCACCGAGGAGAAGCGCAAGCUGGUGCAGCUGCAGGUCGCCUACCACCAGCUCUUCCAGGAGUACGACACCCACAUGAAGGCCAGCCUCGGCGACAGCAAGCGCGCCCAGCAGCUGGCGGAGGCGGUGGCGCAGCUGCAGCAGGCGGAGGAGGCGCUGGUGGCCAAGCAGGAGCUCAUCGACAAGCUCAAGGCCGAGGCGGAGCGGCACCGCGCCACGCUGGAGACCAUCCCCGUGCUGCAGGCCCAGGCGGACAUCUACAAGGCGGACUUCGAGGCGGAGCGGGCGGCGCGGGAGCAGCUGCACGCCCAGCGCGAGAGCCUGCAGGAGAGCCUGGCCCAGCUGCAGCGCCACUGCGAGAAGCUGCGCGCCGACGCCGAGGGCACCGCCUGGGCCCGCAUGGAGGAGAUGAGGAACCGGCACUCAGAGCUGCGGGCCCCGGCACCCCCGGGGGGCUACGGCGGGCUGGCGCUGGCGGCCCCCCCACGCGCCCCCCCGGAGGAGCAGCCCGACUUCUGCUGCCCCAAGUGCCAGUACAAGGCGCCCGACAUGGACACGCUGCAGAUCCACGUCAUGGACUGCAUCAAGUGAGGCCGCCCGCCCCACGGCGCUGCCCCACGGCGCUGCCCCACGGCCCCCCCCGCGGCCCCCCCCCCCCCCCCGUGCCUUCGCAUUAAACCCAGGGAGCCCCCGCGGCGCCGCCCCCCCGCAGCAGCCGGGGCGCUACGA
Molecule: messenger RNA, 1709 nt
Organism: Dromaius novaehollandiae (emu)
Lineage: Eukaryota; Metazoa; Chordata; Aves; Casuariiformes; Dromaiidae
Gene: IKBKG
Product: inhibitor of nuclear factor kappa B kinase regulatory subunit gamma
Exons: 12
Coding region: 93-1571 (492 amino acids)
Biological process (GO): positive regulation of canonical NF-kappaB signal transduction
Cellular component (GO): IkappaB kinase complex; nucleus; cytoplasm
Molecular function (GO): K63-linked polyubiquitin modification-dependent protein binding
Source: RefSeq, a predicted model, not a curated record